Pieris macdunnoughi is the source of this 2550-nucleotide messenger RNA. Lineage: Eukaryota; Metazoa; Arthropoda; Insecta; Lepidoptera; Pieridae. The record is from the annotation of a GenBank genome assembly.
AUGAAGACUGCCUUUAUGGUGGCAGAAAAGCCAUCUUUAGCUCAGAGUUUGGCCAAUAUACUUAGCAAUGGAAAAUGCAUCACCAAUAAAGGUUCCAAUACAGCCUGCUCUGUUCAUGAAUGGACCGGUUUAUUUAAAAAUGAAUCGGUGAAGUUCAAGAUGACAUCUGUGUGUGGGCAUGUAAUGAGUUUAGAUUUUACUGGGAAAUUUAAUAAUUGGGACAAAGUCGACCCCAUUGAGCUGUUUAGUUGCCCCACUGAAAAGAAGGAGGCAAUGCCAAGACUCCAUAUGCCUGCCUUUCUAGCGCAGGAAGGCAGGGGAUGUGAUUAUCUUAUACUGUGGUUGGAUUGUGAUAAAGAAGGAGAAAACAUUUGUUUUGAGGUGAUGAGUUGUGUUGCUCCCUUUAUGAAAGGUGAUGUAUAUUCACCGCUAGUGACAUAUCGUGCAAAAUUUUCUGCUAUUACUGACAAAGACAUAAAAGCAGCAAUGUUAAAUCUUGUUAGACCAAAUGAAAAUGAAUCACGAAGUGUUGAUGCUAGACAGGAAUUGGAUUUGAGAAUUGGCUGUGCCUUUACAAGGUUUCAAACUAAAUAUUUUCAAGGCCGUUAUGGUGAUUUGGAUUCGUCCCUUAUUUCCUAUGGUCCAUGUCAGACACCAACCCUUGGAUUCUGUGUUCAGCGUCACGAUGAUAUUCAGACCUUUAAACCAGAGUCGUACUGGGUUUUACGAGUGACAGCUUCUACAACUGAAGGUCGAGAACUCCCAUUAGAGUGGAAGAGAGUCCGUGUUUUUGAAAAGGAUAUCGCUAAUAUGUUCUUGGCAAGCAUUAAAGAGAUAAAGGAAGCUGUAGUUGUGAACAUCCAAGCAAAAGAGAAAAUCAAAGCUCGGCCAGUGGCUCUAAACACUGUGGAGCUGAUGAGAGUGGCCAGUUCCGGAUUGGGUAUUGGACCACACAAUGCUAUGCAGGUGGCAGAGCGUCUAUACACACAAGGUUAUAUCUCAUAUCCCCGUACUGAGACGACAAGUUAUCCGGAAAACUUUGAUUUGAUAGGUGCUCUCCGCCUGCAACAGAAUUCAAACAAGUGGGGGGCGGACGUACGAGCGUUGAUAGCGAAUGGUAUCAACAAACCCAAGAAAGGGAAAGAUGUAGGAGACCAUCCUCCGAUCACACCAAUGAAACUAGCAUCUGACUCGGAGUUAGACGGCGACAUGUGGCGUAUAUACGACUACGUGACGCGACACUUUAUAGCGACAUUAUCGCGCGACUGUCGCUUCUUGUCCACGGUUAUAACCUUCGAAGUGGGAACGGAGACAUUUUCGUACACUGGCAACACUUUGGUCGAUCCGGGAUACACGGAGAUUAUGCAUUGGCAGGCGUUCGGUAAAGAUGAAUUUGUGCCUACCCUCAAUGUGGGAGAAGAGUUACGUGCCCACGAACACAGAUUGGUCGAAUGCCAGACUUCACCGCCUGACUACCUAACUGAAGCUGAGUUAAUCACAUUAAUGGAAAAACACGGUAUUGGAACGGACGCAUCGAUCCCGGUACAUAUAAAUAAUAUUUGCCAAAGGAAUUACGUAAAUGUGGGCAGCGGACGGCGGUUGGUCCCAACUAGUUUGGGCGUGGUUUUGGUGCAUGGCUAUCAAAAGAUUGAUCCACAACUCGUUCUACCAACUAUGCGUUCCGCGGUCGAAGAACAGCUAAACCUCAUCGCCGUCGGUCGAGCGGAUUUCCACGCCGUACUUUCCCAUACGACUGAGAUAUUUAGAAGGAAAUUCCAGUAUUUCGUGAGGAGUAUGGAGUCUAUGGACCAGCUGUUCGAAGUCAGCUUCUCCUCGUUGAAGACGAGUGGAAAGGCGCUGUCGAGAUGCGGAAAAUGUCGGCGUUAUAUGAGAUAUAUUCAGGCCAAACCAAUCCGUCUCCAUUGUUCGCAUUGCGACGACACGUAUACGUUGCCUCAAACGGGCACUGUACGUAUUUACCGCGAACUCAAAUGCCCCUUGGAUGAGUUCGAGUUGCUCUCGUGGUCCUCGGGCUCCAAGGGCAAGAGCUUUCCGCUUUGCCCCUACUGCUAUAACCAUCCGCCAUUUAGGGACAUGAAGAAAGGCUUCGGCUGCAACUCGUGUACGCACCCAACGUGCUCGUACGGAGUCAACUCCACGGGCGUGUCCGGAUGUAUCGAUUGCGAUGGAGUUCUGGUCUUGGACCCAUCUUCUCCGAGGUGGAAGCUCACUUGUAACCGAUGCGAUGUAAUAAUAAACGUGUUCGACGACGCGUCGCGCGUGACCGUAAGCGACCAGCAAUGCCCGGAUUGUGGGGCUCAACAGGUCACAGUGGAAUAUCGGCCCGAGAGGACCAAACUGCCCGCAGCCCUCACGGAGAUGACGGCCUGCCUUUACUGCGAACCCACUUUUACUGCAUUGGUGGAAAAGCAUCGCGCGGUGACGCAGCGAGGGGGCGGGGCCCGUGGGCGUGGCCGACAACGCAACAAUAAACAUCGGAACAAACAGCCCAAGGACAAGAUGGCGCAACUCGCCGCUUAUUUCGUGUGA